GUAAGUAAUUAUUUAGGGGCAAGAAAGAAAGACAAAGUUGUCGACCGUGCAAUGCACACGGGGAGGGAUUUUAUUUAUCUCGAGCGACUCGUUUAGUCCAGCACCGGUCUGCUGGGACGUGACUGUAACGGAGCUCCAGUUUCCCCUCGUUUCCUUCCCUCUCUCCUAAAACUUCUCUCCGCUACUAUUUCGCUACUUUUUCCUUUUUGGAAACGGGGAAUGAUAAAAGCAGCCGAGCUCCAGGCGGAUGGACGGACGGGCUGAGGAGACUUAGUCCCCGGUAUACGUGUGUGUUUUUUCCCGUUGAGUUAAAGUUAAUAAUGCUGUUUUAGUUUUUCUUUCCGAGCACGUUUCGCCCCGAGAUGAAUGGCAGAAGUCGGGUGAGUCCACUUAUCUGUGCACAGACGGAUUUAUUCCUCUUGUCUACACUGGACCCACAUGAAGCGGUGAUAACUGUUAGCACUGCGUCCCGCGGAACCUCUCUCUCCGCUUUGUGUGUUUAAAAGAAAGAGAAGAAAAAAGGGAAAUUCAAACGGAGAGAGACACCCCCACACCGCACUGGAUAACCAAGAUAUCACACCGACUCCACUGAAGUGUAUUUCAGACAGAUUAACUCGGAGAGAAGAUGCAGAUGUGGAGCUGCAUGAGGGUCCACAAAGGAGGCCCUCCACGACCAUAGGUCACCCCGAAGUGUCCUGGAUGUAUUUGUCUUUUAUUUCCUGGCUGGAUUGACUUGAACUCUUUUAGUAAUUGCCUAAUAAUCCAAUGGAUUCUUCUUCACCGCAGCCUGCACGUGCCAGUGGAUUAUCCACAUGAAGGCAAACCAGAUGACUGCGAGGACUUAAGUCAUGUAACCACCCUGAAAUGUCUUAAAAAGUCUUAUUUAUCUGUCUUGUAUUUAUUGAGUGUAUAUAAGGGUUCUUUUUUUAAAAGGUUUGUGCUGGUUUCAAGGCCAGUUUUUAACCGGUUGAAAAGCUUCCAUUUGAUCUGUCGUAGUGAAGACUAGAUUUACUUGAACUGUGUUGUUCUGCUGUGUACCCACACUGUAUUUGAGCACAUUAAUCUGUAAUUUAAGGUGGGGGGGGUGGGAUUUGACUUUGCCCCAGCCAGGUAAAAACCACGAGAAGGCUUCAUCAUGGACAGGCCGAUAAGCAAGUUAUUGGAGAAGUUAAAGCUAACGGACUCGGGCAGUGUGAAAUUCAACAGCUCAAAGAAAAAGCAUGACUCUGCCAACAACGCCAACAACAGCAACGCCAACACUGGCAACUCCGGGGGCGGCGGCGGUCUUCCACUGGCUCCCAGCUCUGCAGCCUCACCCUCGAGACCCGGCCCGUUCUCGCUUGCCUCGUCGACCACAAGCGACGCAUGUGUUCCAGCCAGUGGGAGAGGAGGAGGAGGGGGAGGAGGAGGGAUGCCUCCCUCUCAGCUCCUCGCCCCAUCGCCGUCUUCCUCAUCCAUCCCUCAGGAUGGCGAGCAACCGCUCCACCCUUCCACCUUGGCUCCGCUGAGGCGUCGCUCCCCCCAGCAGCGAGCGUCCUGCUACCUGGGCGACGGCAUGGACUCCCACCUGAGGCGCGAGUCCGGCCUGGGCCCCGAGUGUGACCCUCUGGGGGCGUUCGGCUCCAAGGCGUCCCUCAAUCAGCGGCGCUACUCCCUGGAGCUCCAGCAGCUGGUGCGGCGACAGCAGCUCCUCUCCCAGCCGCCGCCUCUCUCCGCUCCCCCGCCGUACCCGGCCUCCGCGGGCUAUGGGUCGGCUCCCAGAGGCGGCCUGGCAGAGCCCGGCUACCUCUCUGAGCACGAGAGGCACAAGCGCCUCUCUCUCCAGGAGGCUCUGUUCUACAAACGCCUGAGCACAGGCAGUGAAAUGUGGGAGACCCCCAGGCCCGCGUCCCUCUCUCAUCCACCGCACCGCACAUCUGAUGGGAGCGGAGGAGGCUUCUUCUACCCCCCGGGACCUACCCUGAGCCCGUGCUCGUCGUUCAGCCUCCAGGAGUCGGUGCUGGUCAGCCCCAGGUCCAGCUUCGCCUCCAGCACGGCCAGCGGCGGCGGCGGAGGAAGCCCCAUGGGGAGCCGCUGCAGCAGCAACCGGACCAGUGGCAUCAGCCUGGGCUACGACUCUCGCUACUCAGCCUCCGGGGGCCUCCCCCCACAGCAGCAAUGCCCCUCCAUGCAGACAGGGGGCUCUAUGGCUGGUUAUGGCCCUCCAGGCAGGGCCGGGGUGACCCCUGUGGAGGCCUGGACUCAGUACUUGGAUGGAGGGAUGCGUCCGGGGGCCCACGAUAGCCGACACUCCUACCCGCCUGCUGUUGGAAGUCCAGGGGCCGCGUGCUACCAGGCCGGCCCGGAGUGGUGGGUGGAGCAGCAGGCCGGAGUGAGAGGCAAAGAGGGGGGUGUGAUGGGAGACAGGACCAGGUACUCGGACCUGCCUGGCACCCGCUACCAGGAAGAGCUCACCCGACUUCUCCUGAGAGAUGCUGCGCUGGCAGGCGGGGGGCUCCUGGAGGGGCUGAUGCUGAAGGAGCAGUCUCUGGCCCUCACGGCUCUCUCCAAACCCAGCACAAUAACAAUGGGGCCCUGCUCAGCCGGAGGGCCCGUCAAACCUCAGGAGGAUCCAGGAGUCGGAGGUGGGAGGGAGGCCGUGGAGAACCGCCAGGAGUUCUUUGGAGCCUGUGUGAAGUGUGGGAAAGGCGUGUACGGGGCGGAUAACGCCUGCCAGGCUCAGGACAGCCUCUAUCACACACGCUGCUUCACCUGUGUGUCCUGUGGACGCACUCUGAGAAACAAGGACUUCUACAAUGUCAACGGCUCUGUGUACUGUAAAGAGGAUUACAUGUUUUCAGGAUUCCAGGCUGCCGCUGAGAAGUGUAGUGUGUGUGGCCACCUCAUCCUCGAACAGAUCCUGCAGGCUCUGGGGAACUCGUACCAUCCGGGCUGUUUCCGCUGCGUGGUCUGCUCCAAGGCUCUGGACGGGGUCCCGUUCACCGUGGACCACCACAGCAACAUCUACUGCGUGACCGACUACAACAAGACUUUUGCCCCGAAGUGCGCCGCUUGUUUACAGCCCAUCUUACCGACCGAGGGCAGCGAAGAGAUCCUCAGGGUCGUGUCCAUGAACAAGGACUAUCACUUCGAGUGCUACCACUGCGAGGAGUGUGGUAAGCAGCUCUCUGAUAAGCCCGGCUCGCAGUGCUUCCCUCUGGACUCUCAUCUCCUCUGCCACUCCUGUCACAUGAGCAGAGCAUGCGACACACACAUUCCCCCUCACAACACACACUGAUGAUCAGCAGCUGUGGAGGUUUUCCUGUUUUUAUUUAAAGCUGGUCUUAACAUGCUGUCGUACGAUGAAACUGCUGAAACUCAAACAUUUCCACUGAUUCGCUUCAGUCCCCUGUUGUCACAUGUACUGCCUGCUGUACUUCUUGUACUAUUUACUGUACCAUAGUUUUAAGGGAACGGGAAAGAAACUACUGCUUUUUUUUUUUUUUUUACCCCAAUGUGGCUACUGUUUGCUGUAGAAGAACAAGGGAUUUUGCUAAACUGUUUUGUAAAUAUAUUAUCGCUAGCAAACAUUUUGCACUUAAAUUUGACUUUACUGUAAGAGUUGUUACAUGAAUCUGUACAAUUUGGGGAAAAACUUUACUGUAAUUUCUGUAUGUUGUAAUAAAUAUUCAUUUGUGUUCAGUAUAACAAACCUUUUCAAAUGCACACGUCCAUGGUUCAAGUGUUUUCCAAUAUAUUCGUAUAACACAAAAACAUCCAACCAGAGAAGCUGAUAACCAAUUUAAAUUUAUUCAUUUUUUUUUUAAAUUCUCAGUACAUUCAGCACUUGCAGGAAAGGGGGGAAAAAAAAGCAAUCUGUUUCCAACUAAAAGCAUAAAAUUGAAAAUAUUAAAAUUGUAACCAUUACUCUAUUAGAAGGUUAACGUAUUUGUACCUCUUAAAUAUAUAUAUGAUUGAGAGGUCAGAGGAGGGAUUUUCAAACCGAGACUUCAGUGCCAGGAAGGUCAGCUUCCUGUAAUUAUUACAGAAUAAACCACUUUUACAAGAAUCUUUAUAUCCUCGACUCCAAAAACAUCCACGAAAGACAAACUCGGGCAUGUGUCACCACAUCACGUCUCUUCCUAUCACACACACUUCUAGGUUACAGUGUUGAGACUACCAGUUGCAUCUUUGUGGGAGAGAGAGAGAGAGAUGAAGGUUAUUACUCACACAAACAUCACCUGCUGU
This is a messenger RNA of Anarrhichthys ocellatus (wolf-eel), 4227 nucleotides long. It is a transcript of the gene ajuba, whose product is annotated as ajuba LIM protein. The record is from RefSeq and is a predicted model, not a curated record. Lineage: Eukaryota; Metazoa; Chordata; Actinopteri; Perciformes; Anarhichadidae. The coding region runs from base 1136 to 3277 and encodes 713 amino acids. The transcript has 8 exons. Gene Ontology annotation, biological process: cytoskeleton organization; negative regulation of hippo signaling; response to hypoxia. Gene Ontology annotation, molecular function: transcription corepressor activity. Gene Ontology annotation, cellular component: transcription regulator complex; nucleus; adherens junction.